Messenger RNA from Hippoglossus stenolepis (Pacific halibut), 3170 nucleotides. RefSeq names its product sodium/potassium transporting ATPase interacting 1 (gene nkain1). Lineage: Eukaryota; Metazoa; Chordata; Actinopteri; Pleuronectiformes; Pleuronectidae. Gene Ontology annotation, biological process: regulation of sodium ion transport. Bases 697 to 1320 code for a protein of 207 amino acids. The transcript has 8 exons. The record is from RefSeq and is a predicted model, not a curated record.
UCGACUCAUCUGUUUCUUUUGUGCUCCUUUCUGAGCUUCUCCUCGAGGGGGUCGCGGUGACUGAGAGCCCCCACCCCCUGUCUCUCUCUCUCUCUCUCUCUCUCUCUCUCUCUCUCUCUCUCUCUCUCUCUCUCCUCUCCCCCUCUCCCCCUCUGCCUCUCUCCCCCCCGGCUCCUCCUGCGCCCGCCCCGGCACCGAUUGUUGACAAAAGACGCUGCUAGACGGAGCCAAGGAGCCCAGCGCCCGGUACCGGUGAGCAGACCCGUCCGAUAACUUGACUUCUUCCCCCCGAACAGCUCGAGGAGGAGAAGAUCCGGCGGUGGCGGCCGGGGGGAGACUCCUCCUGCUCCCAGAAAACCGUGUGGCCGAGGUGAUUCGGUUGUCGGUGGUGGUCGGACCGCAGCGGGCCGGUGUGAAGUGCCCCCCACCCCCCCCACACAAAUUCCCCACCCCUCCUCCCCGGUCCUCCUGAAAACCACUAACGACUGGUAUUUACCGACAAAACCAGCGGCCAACAUGGGACACUCACUGUGAGCUAAGAGGAGGAGGAGGAGGAGCAGGAGGCAGCGGCCUUGGGCAGGUCUAUCCAGCCGGGAAUGGUGUGAGCUGACACGGCCAGGCAGUCUGGAUCUGACCGGGGACCCGUCAUUCCCCCGGAGCCUCCGCGGCUCCAAGCCGCGUCCUGAGCCCUCCAAGAUGGGGAAGUGCGACGGUAGAUGCACGCUGCUGGUGAUAUGUUCACUACAACUGGUGGCCGCCCUUCAGAGGCAGGUGUUUGAUUUCCUGGGUUACCAGUGGGCUCCCAUCCUGGCCAACUUCCUGCACAUCAUGGCCAUCAUCCUGGGCAUGUUCGGCACCGUGCAGUUUCGCUUCAGAUACCUCAUCUUUUAUGCAGUAUGGCUCGUCCUCUGGGUGGGCUGGAACUCCUUCAUCAUCUGUUUCUACCUGGAGGUCGGAAAUCUGUCUCAGGACAGGGACUUUCUCAUGACGUUCAACACAUCUCUCCAUCGUUCGUGGUGGAUGGAGCACGGCCCCGGUUGCCUGGUAACGCCAGUGCUAGACUCACGCAUGGCCCCCGAUGACCACCAUGUCAUCACCGUCUCCGGGUGUCUCCUUGACUACCAGUACAUCGAGGUGUUGAGCUCUGCCAUUCAGAUCUUGUUGGCUCUCUUUGGCUUCGUGUACGCCUGCUACGUGAGCAAAGUCUUCCAGGAUGACGAGGAUAGCUUUGAUUUCAUCGGUGGCUUUGACUCUUACGGAUACCAGCCUCCUCAGAAGUCCUCUCAUCUGCAACUGCAGCCACUGUACACGGCUGGUUAAUCGUCGGUAGCACCCCCCUCAGGCCAAAACCCCGACGGCGUCACUGUGGAUGGGAAGUGGCAGUGGCCCUGAUUACACUCACUCUGUGUGUCACAGUUUACCCGAGCAAUGGACUUAACCCCACCCAGAGGGAGAGGCGUCGUGUGCGUGUGUGCAUGUGUGCUUGUGUCUGAAACGGAGAACUACAGCCCUGAUUAGAAUGUACAGAGCUCAGGGAAGAACCAGCACGCCAGGUGGUCUGAUAAGAUGAAUGGAAAAGCAGGAGGCGGAGGAGGAGGGGGAUACAGAGAACAAGAGCUGGGGACACCUCUGUCAAAUCACAGAGGACACGCUUCACUAAACUGCCAGCUCUCAACACUCCCACAAGUGUGUGUGUGUGUGUGUGUGACUGUGUAACUCCACAGAACUAGCAGAUGCUUUGUGGUUGCACCCUGGACUCUUACCACUCAGUGCCGUUGUGAAUUUUCUUUUGUUUCGUUUUUUUGGAGUUCUUGUGUGUGACUGCGUGUGUGUGCGUGCGUAUGGGUGGGGUGGGGGUGGGGACGUAGGUGGGGUCACAUAAUAAAAAGAGGCACAGCUUGUACCUGUUGUCGUUUUAGAAUGUGGUGAUGUCAAAUUAGAGCAGUCUUUACGAGUCCCGCUCCCAAAGCCAUCUUCCCUCACUCACCUGCCGUUAAAAACCCCCGGUUGACAUUUAAGACUUUUACGUUACAGGUCAGGCCCGUCGAGGUCAUAAAGCAGAGCUGCUGGAGCGGAGGAGGUGAACUGCCUAAAGGAUCCCGCUGCUGGUACUUAAGGAGAUUUUAUUAUUGUGAAAAAACAACCCGUGAAAAGACCAAAUCCAACAGCUUGUGUCUCAUCCCACAAACCCAUUCAGUCGUGGAGAUCUUAACCUCUAAAAGUAGUCAUGGAAUAUAAGUUUUAAAAAACGACCUAAAUCAUCUGGACUCUAGUUUUAAGCAAUGCAAACCUAGUAAACCUAGUCUUUGUUGGGGACUGUUGUCAGCUGCCUAUUUGGGAUUGUCUCAAAAUAAACUACAUCGCCCAGCUCCAUUGUGAUGAGGGAAAAUGUCCCCCAGUGCAACACUGUGGCUCGCUGAUGUGGUUUUAAUAGUUUUGGACAACAAUAGACGACUAUGGAAAAAAUGCAAAGCCUAUUCCAGGCUUUGUCUACGCUCGUUUUGAAGGAUCCACAAAUUGCGGAUUUUGGUAUUUUUACUGGAUUUGUUGACAAUAAGAAAUGAAAGACUGGUCCGUUACAUUUCUGGGGAAACGACAAAAAUAAAGUCAAAUGACCAGUUUAAGUGAAGUUUUCAGGAGGAUAAAUUCAGCCUCACUGUACCUGUGAGGAUGUCGACUCUAGCGAUGCAGAUGGCUUUGGGAUCAGGCAUUAGUGUGUCUAUGGGGGGAGGGGGAUACUGUGCAUGUAAAUAACCAGCCAAUGAUUGUUUUGUUGGUUCAAUUUAGAGAAAAAAAAGAAGGGGGGGUCGGGGGUACAUUAGCAAGGGGUUGGGACUGGGGGAGAGGGGUACACAUAUCAAAGUUUUCGCUCAUACCUGUUUCUCUCGUCCUCUCACUGCCCAUCCGCAGCUUAGCCCUGCACCAUCACACAUACGCACAUGCCACACACUAUACGUUCUACCCCUGCAGCUCAGUCACUGGACCAAUAAUGGCGACCAAUGGUUUAAGGAAAACUCACGAUCACGCACGUCGACAUGCUUCCCUCUGAGUAGUUUUCGGUACCUGGGAUGGGGGAGAGGACGAGGGGAGGAGAGGCAGGUAUGAGGUGAAGACCUUAUUGGGUGUAAGGUGAAGUUUGAAAUAAUAAAAAAUACACUUUCUACAUUAAA